CAGAUUUUUUUCCUUUUGUUGCAAUCCAAAUUUCCAGAGUAGGAUUGUAUCCUAAAAAUGGCUACCUUCUUUGGCUCUCCACCAUUUCUCUCUCACCCAAUUACAAGAACUUACCACUUCUCUUCAUCUUCACAGACACCUCCUCCUCAACCACCAGAACCACAAUCUCCAUUACCAUCCCUAAGCACAUCCUCCGCGGAACAACCAUCACCGGUCUCAGUUAACGUGCAACGACAAAAGCCUCCUAGACCUGCCAAUCCAACCACAACUGCUGAUUCCACUGAUUGGAUAGCAUCCAGCUUAACCAGGAGGUUUGGACUUGGCGCAGGCCUUGCAUGGGCUGGCUUCCUAGCUGUUGGCGUGCUCUCUGAGCAAAUAAAAACCCGCCUUGAAGUCUCCCAACAAGAAGCAAAUACAAGAGAUGUUGACAAGAAAGAAGAGGUGGUGUUGCCUAAUGGGAUAAGGUACUACGAGAUCAAAGUUGGCGGUGGUGCUUCUCCACGGCGUGGAGACUUGGUGGUGAUUGAUCUUAAGGGAAGUGUGGAAGGUAGCAAGGCUGCAUUUGUUGAUACAUUCAGUGGUGAAAAGAAGCCAUUGGCUCUUGUAAUGGGGUCGAGGCCGUAUUCAAAGGGAAUGUGUGAAGGGAUAGAAUAUGUUUUGAGGUCUAUGAAGGCUGGUGGUAAGAGGAGAGUGAUUGUUCCUUCUAAUCUAGGGUUUGGAGAGAAGGGUGCUGAUUUAGAUACAGGGGUGCAGAUCCCCCCAUAUGCCACACUUGAAUACAUUGUUGAGGUUGACAAAGUUUCAAUUGCACCAGCUUGAUUUUUUAAUGUCUUUGUGCAGUUAUGGGCAAUGAACAAAUAUAUAGAAACUGUAUCUUCACAUUGUCAUGAA
Messenger RNA from Cornus florida, 891 nucleotides. Its product is annotated as peptidyl-prolyl cis-trans isomerase FKBP17-2, chloroplastic. Gene Ontology annotation, molecular function: peptidyl-prolyl cis-trans isomerase activity. Gene Ontology annotation, cellular component: chloroplast. The transcript has 3 exons. The record is from RefSeq and is a predicted model, not a curated record. NCBI's taxonomy places the organism in Eukaryota, Viridiplantae, Streptophyta, Magnoliopsida, Cornales, Cornaceae. The coding region runs from base 58 to 819 and encodes 253 amino acids.